AUAUCUUCAAACAACCGGAAAAUGGAGAUGUGUGCAAAUCGAAUAGGCUAUGGUUAUUAAAGAAUCAGCGAAUUUCCACACUAGAUAACACAACAAAAUAAAUUGGAAUUCAUUUUGUGUUAAUUCAUCACCAAUCAACGGAUAGAACGAAACACCCACAUUGUUAAAUAUUAAAUGCAAAAGGGUUUGUUUAUCAUUGGAAAAUACACAAUACUCAAUCAAAAUUCAUUAUGAAUUUAAUUAAUAAUAAUGAAACAAAUUACAAGAAGAACAAUAAUAAACGGCGAAAAUCAAUACUAAUAAAUGUACUAUUGUUGUUUAACAAUAAUGAAAAUAUAAAAUUUUGAGAAGAAAUCACAAUCAACAACAAAUUCAACAAUGGAUCAUAGUGUAAAAGCAAUGAACUCACAUCGUCGAGUGGCUUGGGCACGAUUAUUAAAUCGUCAUCGAUUCGAAAACGAUGAAUUGGAAUUACUUUAUCAACGAUACAUUUUCAAACUCCAACAUUCAAGUGUUGCAAGUGUUGUUGCAUUAUUUGUAAUUCUAACAGCAAUCCUAGCAAAUUUAAGUUUUGCAUACGCUCAAGCCCCAACAGCUCAAAAUGUUUACCAUGCUGUACAUUGUCUGUUAUUUGCAUUACUGUUAGCAUUCAUUAAUACGCGAUUAAUGCAAGAUGCGUACUUGUUGUGGGUAUGUUAUGCGAUACUUUUCUUCUGUGCAACAUUUUCGGCUGUGGCAUUACCAUUGGGUGAAAUACCAACCGAUGAUCCCGGUGGAGGUUACGUAAAUCCGGUGCGAUUGGAAACGCGGCGUGUCAUAGCGGAAGGUGUUUGGCAAGUUGUGUUUGUGGUAUUUUUAGCGUAUGCAAUGAUGCCGUUAAAAACAUGGGUUGCGGCAGUGUUUGGAUGUAUUUUACCAAUUGUUCAUAUGGCAGUGGCAUCGAUUUUUGCACAGGAGUUCCCGUAUCUGACAUGGCAACAGUUAACUGCAAAUUCAGUCAUAUUUAUAUGUGUGAAUGUCAUUGGUAUUUUUGUGCACAAUUUAAUGGAGCAUGCUCAACGUAAAGCAUUUUUGGACACACGAAAUUGUAUAGCCGCACGACUUGAAAUGGAGGAUGAAAAUGAAAAAUUGGAACGCCUGCUGCUUUCUGUGUUACCACAACAUGUGGCAAUGGAAAUGAAAAACGAUAUUAUAUCACCGGUCGAAGGUCAAUUUCAUAAAAUUUAUAUUCAAAAGCAUGAAAAUGUCAGUAUAUUAUUUGCGGAUAUUGUUGGAUUUACUGUAUUAGCAUCACAAUGUACAGCUCAAGAAUUGGUACGAUUAUUGAAUGAGUUAUUUGGGCGAUUUGAUCAAUUAGCCAAUGAUAAUCACUGUUUACGAAUCAAAAUCUUAGGCGAUUGUUACUACUGUGUUAGUGGUUUACCAGAACCACGUUCGGAUCAUGCUCGAUGUACUGUUGAAAUGGGUUUGGAUAUGAUUGAUGCCAUUGCGUCUGUUGUAGAAGCAACAGAUGUACAAUUAAAUAUGCGAGUUGGUAUACAUUCUGGUCGUGUACUUUGUGGAGUUUUAGGCUUAAGAAAAUGGCAGUAUGAUGUAUGGUCGAAUGAUGUUACAUUGGCUAAUAAUAUGGAAGCAGGUGGUGAACCUGGACGAGUCCACAUUACUCAAGCGACCCUUGAUUAUCUCAGUGGGGAAUAUGAGGUGGAACCAGGUCAUGGUGGUUCACGGAAUCAGUAUUUACGGGAUAACAGUGUUACAACAUACUUUAUUAUACCACCAGCCCGACGACGGAAGCCGUUGUUAUUCAACACACUUCAGGUUCGGUCAGCACUUGGCGCAGCACAACGUCGCAAGCUAUCCUUUAAGAAUGUUUCCAAUGUGGUCGUACAAUUAUUGCAUAGUAUCAAAUAUUCAAUGGAGGUACCUUUCUCAAAUAUGGCGUUACAACCUGGUGACAUGAAAGGGAAUUCUGGAAGGAAGGAUGUGGUGCUAGAUCUGCAGAGGGCGCUGCACGCGGAGCCCCCAGGGGCCUCUUACAGUGACUCGGACAGCCCCACCGACAGCAUAUCUAAAAAUAAAGUCACCGAAAAAUUUAAGAGGCCAUUCAAAAAACGACAUUCCAGUAUUUAUCAUCAACCAUCAAAUCGAGUGAAUAAAUAUUUAGCACAAGCAAUUGAAGCAAGAAGUGUCGAUCGUGAAAAAUCAACGCACGUUAAUUUGGCUACGUUAUAUUUUAAAGAUCGUGAUAAAGAAAAUCAAUACCAUGCCGAUAUUGAUGUUGGUUUUAGCAGUUCACUAGCAUGCAGUUUAGUACUAUUGGUGCUAAUUGGUGGUGUGCAAGCAUUAAUAUUACCACGAACAAUAAUAUUAUUAUUGCUAUUUUUAACAGCCUUCAUUUGGGUUGCCGUUGUUUUAAUGUUAUUAUUAGCUGUUCGAUUACGUUGGAUUAUUUGGGAUAUAUCACAAAGUUUUGUAUUACGUUUAGCAAUUACAUGUUUUACAAUCGUAUUGGUUUAUGCCGUUGCUCAAGUGAAUAUUUUCACAUGUCGAACAGAUAUAUGUGUAGUACGUACAACUGCAAAUGUUACAUUGGAUAGUACAUUGGGACAUGACCAUCGUGCAUGUCCGUUACCACAAUACAUAAUAUUAUCAUGUUCAUUAGGAUAUAUGGCUGUAGCAAUAUUUUUACGUCUUCCUAUUGCCCUCAAAGCUUGUCUACUCGUUGUCAUGUCCAUUGUUUAUGUUUUAUUAAUUGAAUUAUCUCAUUUGGAUUUAUUUAAUUGUUAUGACCAAAGAGUUAGAUCUGUUAUACCACAUCAUGUAUUGGCAAUCGUUUAUGUUAUGAUGUUUUUCCUGGCAGUCAUAAUCCAUGGAAGACAAGUGGAAUGGACAGCACGUUUAGAUUUCUUGUGGCAAAUUCAAGCAAAUGAAGAAAAACGUGAAAUGGAUGCAUUACAACAUAGUAAUAAGCGUAUUUUAUUUAAUUUAUUACCAGCCCAUGUGGCCACACAUUUUCUGGAUAAUCAAUUUCGUAGCAAUAUGAACACUCUGUCUCAGGACCUGUACCAUCAAAGCUAUUCACGUGUGGGUGUUGUCUUCGCAUCGAUCACCAACUACCAUGAAUUCUACAUCGAAUUGGAUGGAAACAAUCAAGGUGUGGAAUGUUUACGAUUGUUGAAUGAAAUUAUUGCUGAUUUUGAUGAGUUGUUGGGAGAAGAACGAUUCAAAGCAAUUGAUAAAAUUAAGACUGUCGGAUCAACUUACAUGGCUGCAGUUGGUUUAAUGCCCGAUUUACGUAUAUUAGAUGAAGAUGAGACAACUGCUGGACAUUUUCUCAGUACUUUAGUCGAAUUUGUUUUUGCUAUGCGUGAUAAAUUAUUAAAUAUCAAUGAAAAUUCUUAUAAUAAUUUUAUGUUACGAGUUGGUAUUAAUAUUGGACCGGUAGUAGCCGGUGUAAUUGGUGCUAGAAAACCUCAAUAUGAUAUUUGGGGGAAUACUGUUAAUGUUGCAAGUCGAAUGGAUUCAACAGGGUUACCAAAUCAUACGCAAGUGACUGAAGAAGCGUAUCAAGUAUUACGUAAUUAUCCAUAUGAAUUUCAAUGUCGUGGUAAAGUUAAGGUUAAAGGAAAGGGAGAUAUGACAACAUAUUUUCUUACUGAUCGUAAACAGCCAGGUACUAUCAGGGUUGAAGAAUUGCCAAAUCUACGAGCUGCCAAUGCAUCAACUACAGUUGCUAAUAAUAUGGGUAACAUGUAUGGAGGUGUUGCAACUCCGCUUGCCAUGCUACAUCAAAAUAAUGAAAAUUCCUCAAGCAAUCGUUCGCGAUCACAUAACUCGGGUAAUUCUAUGAGUGGUGCUACACCAAGUGCGUUAGUUCGUAAUGCUCCACGUUUACCACCAUUGCGAGAAGCAUCACGUGGUGAAAGCUUAAACGGUGGUGAAAAUGAACCACUACUCCCAACCACUUCAUCAAAUGCAAAAAUUGUACCUACUCGUAAUUUUCAUAAUGGCAGCAAAAAAUUAAUGGAAGAAGAUUUACCUCCCCCACCUCUUCCCCCACAUAAAAAUAAUCAAUUCCAACAAUCAAGUUCAUCGUCAAAUGGAAUGCGGCAACAACAUGAUGGCAAAUAUAUUCCACCAUGGCCACGAGGAGUAAAUCCUUCAGGUGCUUCAAGUAGAUCACAACAUAAUCCACAACAUAAUCCACAACAGCAAAAUGUUUCCAAAGAUUUAAAACCAUAUUUAAAGCCUUUACCAAAACCUCCAGGCCGUGAUGGAAUAUCACCAAAUAGGUAUCAUAUAAGUAGUGGCAGUAGUAAUGGACGAAGUUCGGGUAAACCUACACCGCCAGCACAUCAACCACAACUAUUACCGUUUCGUGUGGAUCAAAGAACACCCGAACGGAGCCAUGAAGGUGGAGCUAAUCGUUCAAAACUUCGCACAAAUCCUCACAAUCCAUUAUACCAUUUACAAAGACAUUACUCAGAUGAAAGUUUACCUGGAGCAACAUCCAGUUUAUAUGUUUGUAGCGGAGUUCAACAAAGAAUCCAUUCAUCAGCAGAUGAAAUUAGUUCAUUAAAUCAUUCACCCAGUAUUAGUUCGUCUGAUGAAAGUUACAGUCGAACAACGGAUGCAGAUGUGUCUCCAUCACCAUCUCCGCCUUUAGCUAGUACAGAAACAUCAACUAAUGCACAACAGUGGUUGUAUCCAUCUGACAUUCAAGUGAAUCCGUGCUCUUCACCUGACAGUUCACCUAGAGUGUCAGUAGAUUAUAUACCUCCACAAUGUUACAUGCCAGGUGCUACCACACAAAAAACUCCUCAAGAAAAUAUACCUCCGCCACCUAUGUCAAAUUCACGAAGUUUUUCACCAUCAAACCAACAGCAACAACAUUCAAGUAAUGGACGAAGUCAAAGGCAUAAUUCCGCUGGUAAUAAUAUGAAAAAAGAGUGGACCCAAUCUCCACAUAAAUUGAACAGCACGGAACGCCCACAAAACUUAAUUAAAAAAACUAAUGGUAAAAGCCACGCUCCUGAAACGUUACCGCCAGCCACGCUACUUGCUCUUGCUGCGGGUACAAAUACUGUAGACUCAACACUUAUGUCUAGUCCCUUACCGCCAUUAAAUGAUGGAGAAGAUUCAUAUAGAGGUGAUAGUUGUGGAAGUUUUGAAUACAUUGGAAAACAAAGAGGUCAAAAACCUACAUCGUUAAUUAGAGCGUAUAGUGCUAACGGCGAUCGACAAGUGCUAAAUCGAUCAUAUAAUCGAAAUAAUAGUAAACAAAGAAGCUUAGAAAGGAAGGCAAUCUCCAGACCGUCUGAUAGUUCUUUAGAACCGAAUAAAGUAAUAAAUUGUAAACGAUCACCCAGCUUUAAAGAAGUUGAAGAAUUGAAAGAAGAUGAAAAAGCAACACUAAGUAGUGAAAAGUCAUCCAAGAAAGAUGGUUCUAGUCAAACUGAUAAGAAAGAUAUGGCAUCAAGUCGUGGACAUAGUCAUCGAAGAGAAAAACAUUCCCCGCAUGCUGUAAAAGUUCAAAAUGAUUCAAAUGAAUCAAGUCAAACGGCAGAAUCAUUGGGCAACAUACCAGGACAUUUUGAAAGAGAAAUACAAAAAUUAUUAGACGAGCAAAAUCUAUUAAAAAAUAAUCCACCCAAAAAUGAAAAGAAUUUAUUAAAUAAAGAAAUCAUUUCAUUAGAUGAAAUGAAAAAUAUAAAUCAUGAAAAUUAUAAGGAAUUACCACAAAUUAUUGAAAGGUACGGAAUAAAUCGCAGCCCUCUAAUAAAUGGUAAUAAUAACAGUAAUACUGCGCUUAUCACGCACCAAGUUGGGCUAGCUGCUAUCCAAGAAUUGGCUAGGAAACAACAGGAUGAAUUAAAUAAUCUCAUGACCGUGAAUACGGACAUUGAUAAACAUCAGUUAGGUUUUAGGUUUAAUCCAGUAGAUCAUAGCAUGACACUGCAAGUUAUGCCUAUCGAGACAAUUGUCUUGGAUAGAGAAAGCAGUAAGGAUAGUUCACUGAAACGUAGCCGUGGAACAACUCCUGAUGAAGAAGGGGAGUGUUGCAAAGUUCAGAAAGUAUCGUCAUUACCAAAGAAAUUCCCAGGUGCAGGUGCUGGAUUUCUGUUGGGCGAGCAGGUCUCGUUAUCAAUGCUUGGGAGUUUCAGAGGAGGAAAUGCGGAGUCUGAGCAAAUAACAAAACAACAAUAUCCAGAUGAUACGGAUUUGGAAAGUUUUGAGAAUAAAGAAAAGGAAAUUUAUGAAGUUAAUCGUCAAGAGGAGGCAGAAGUUAAGCGAUUAUUUGAAGAGACAGUUGAACGGAAACUAGGUAGUGCUGGAGGUGGUGGAGGUAUUGGUGAAAGUCAGUCCGAGUGGAGUGAAGAUGAUGAUGAAGGUGCCGCGUCUGAACCUUUACUCGCUGACAGAGAAUCCACUGGAUAUACAACAGAUGAUCCAGCUUUAGAAAAUAUUUCUAUGCUCAAUGAAACUGGAUUAACUGAUGCAGAAGGUGCAUUAAGUGACGUAAAUUCUGUUUACAAUGAACAUGGACAUGAUGGUGAUAUGGAUGACAAUACAAGUAUGUCAUCUCGAGCAUCAUCACGAAUAUUCGAUUCUGAUGCAAUGAUGAGUUUAGAUUCGUUAAGUGCACUCUACGAUUCCGAAUAUGAUAAUUGUUAUCGUACCGAUGACGAUAUUAAUGCUGCACCAGAUUUGGAUCGUUUAAAUUAUUUUGCUGUGACAGCAGAAGCUGAUAUAAAUUUAGCAAAUAUUCGCUCUAUGAGUGAAAGUAUUACUAGAAACUUUGGUCAACCACGUAAUAGUGAAACGGAUCCAGAUAGUGAUGUGUAAAAAUUAUUUAAAAAAAAAA
Molecule: messenger RNA, 6865 nt
Organism: Chrysoperla carnea
Lineage: Eukaryota; Metazoa; Arthropoda; Insecta; Neuroptera; Chrysopidae
Gene: rut
Product: Ca(2+)/calmodulin-responsive adenylate cyclase
Exons: 23
Coding region: 379-6846 (2155 amino acids)
Biological process (GO): adenylate cyclase-activating G protein-coupled receptor signaling pathway; cAMP biosynthetic process; intracellular signal transduction
Cellular component (GO): plasma membrane
Molecular function (GO): adenylate cyclase activity
Source: RefSeq, a predicted model, not a curated record